GAUCCAGCCUUAACUCAACUCGAGAUGAUACAUUCCAGCUUGGCCUAAUGAAAGCAAUGAACACGUUAACUGAAAAGGUUGGAAGUAUGGACACAGUUAUUGUCGAGAAGGUGUUGACUGCAGUAGACGCAUCUGUUGAUGAAAAAAUAAAUGGCAGGAUUGGUGAAGCUGAGCUGGUAUUUACAAAGAAAAUCUCCACUUUACAAGAAGAGAUUGCUCAACUUAGAGAGCAAAUGCAAGCUUCUGCCCCUAAAAAUGAUGCACACUACAAUGUGAACCAUGAAGAUGAAGUCAACAGCAACGACCCGUCAUGGAUGGUCCAAGACAAAGCAUCAUCACAAAUGAAUGGGGCAGUACAAUGUGUGAGUAGAAAGAAAGCCAAAAAAUCCGAGGUCAAGCUAAUAUCUCCUAAUCUACUUGACACUGGUGGUGAGAAGGUUGUUGGAACAACACAAGUAAAAAAACCAGCUAGAGGAUUGAAAAAUGUAAAGAAAGAGAAGGUUGAAGUUCCACAACUUAGGGAUUCUGGUGGAACAUGGUCUGAUUUAGAAGACAAGGAAAAAUAUGGUAAACUAGGUGCAAUGUUAGACCAGUUGGCGGCAUCAGUCUUCGAUGGACCUUUGCAAAAACGCAAGCCACAACUGACAAAGACUCAAGUGUAUCCAUAUGUAGGUAACUCAACUGUGAAGAGAAUCAUACCAGGUGAUUAUGUCUCUAAAGCCCACUAUGAUCCUUUAGCUAAAGUUGCUGAGAUAAAAUUCAAGAAACUACUGGAUUAUCUACGAAAUCUCUCUGGUGAUAACGAUGUAGACACUCAGUUCUAUAUGAAGCUAAUAACGCCAAGAAAUGACUGGAAAACAUAUAAUGAAGGGUGGAUAACAGAUUCUCAUAUGGCAUCUGCAAUGCUUAUGUUCCAUAAAAGAAAUAUGAGGAAGCCUUCACCAUACUGUUCAGAUAGGAAAGCUUUUCUUGAACACUGGUUUGUGAAGAUGUGGGUCAGAGACUACAAGAAUUACGAUCCUAAGACGUGGGAGUUCUCAGAAAUUUACAAGAAGGUCUUCAAUGGCAAUUACCCUUCUGAAUUUUCUAACAACAGAAAAUGGCUCAAGGAUGUGGAUACACUGUUUUUUUGCCACUUGAUAAAUGGUGACCACUGGGUCGCUUUAGAAGUGGAUCUUCAGAAGAAAAUAAUCCAUGUUUACGACAGCAUACUGACAGUUGUCCCAAAAAUCACGGAUCUUCAAGAAGAGUGUCGUCCUUUCACGAAGAUGAUUCCUUUACUUCUGAAUGAAAUGGUUCCAGGAAGGAAGAAGAGUACCCAGCAGUUCAGGAUUUUAAGGCUUAGUAAAAGUGUGCCUCAGAAUAAACUCCCUGGUGAUUGUGGUGUUUACGCUCUGAAGUAUAUAGAGUGUAAGGCGAUUGGCUGCGGUUUUGAAGGACUAUCUGACCAGUGCAUUCUGGCAAUGCGUAUUAAGUUAGCUGCUGAGAUCUAUGAUGAGGUUUCGGGUCUGUAA
Molecule: messenger RNA, 1514 nt
Organism: Raphanus sativus (radish)
Lineage: Eukaryota; Viridiplantae; Streptophyta; Magnoliopsida; Brassicales; Brassicaceae
Exons: 4
Coding region: 48-1514 (488 amino acids)
Biological process (GO): proteolysis
Molecular function (GO): cysteine-type peptidase activity
Source: RefSeq, a predicted model, not a curated record